This is a messenger RNA of Salvelinus sp. IW2-2015, 4148 nucleotides long. RefSeq names its product ankyrin repeat and MYND domain containing 1 (gene ankmy1). The record is from RefSeq and is a predicted model, not a curated record. Lineage: Eukaryota; Metazoa; Chordata; Actinopteri; Salmoniformes; Salmonidae. Gene Ontology annotation, molecular function: protein binding.
GGCAAAGGAAUUACCUUUUGCUUUGACAUCUGAGAUCGUCGACUCCAUGAUUAGGUUUUCUCUGCAUGCUCGCUCUCAGACGGACCAAGAUUCGAUAAUAUUUGACAUGUAAUGUACUGGAUUUAAGUGAUUUAUCCAAAGUGUUCAGAUCGAGGUGUUCUUGGACGCAGCAUUUCAACAAGAAAGCUACAAGAAUGUAAGGAUUAUUUAUAAACAGGCAGAAUUUGUCGAGAACGUUUGUGAACGAUUAACAAAUGGGCUGUCCCUUCCAUCGUUGUCAAGGCAACCUACACUGACUGACAGACAAACCACCCGAAGACAGACAGUUGAAGGAUUUGUAAAAGUUUAUGGAAACUUGUUUGGUCAGCUAAUGUUUGUAAUUUAAUGAAAGCCUACUAUUCCACAAAAUAAUACGCUCUGUGUAUAAUGGCGACUUCUACAAGCGUUGCACCUGAGGCAUCUGUCAGAUGUGGAGUGCGGGCAGGGAGAGAGCAUUGGACUAACAUUAAAACUGGACGUGAAAAGAGAAAUGGACCUGGGGUUCAGCAGUGGUCUGACGGAUCUAAAUAUGAAGGAGAAUUUGUGAAUGAUUUGAAGCACGGCACAGGAGUCUUCACCUGGACAAAUGGAGAGUUUUAUGAUGGCUCAUUCUACAAAGAUUAUCGUCAUGGAAAUGGGACUUAUUCCUGGCCAGCAGGCUUCAAAUUUGUUGGAAAGUUUUAUUUGAACCGGAAGGAGGGCUAUGGCAUUCAGACCUUCCCUGAUGGCACCACCUUUCAGGGGUUGUACCAUGCAGACGAGCGCUUUGGGCCAGGUGUGGUGACAUACCCAGAUGGACAUCAGGACGUGGGUCUAUGGCACCGGGAGAGGCUGCUGAGGCUGUGCACUGCUCUGGAGGGGGGCUUCACUCUCCAGGCCUUCCCAGAACACAUGGCUCAGAUCAACUGCAAGAAGGAGCCUAAGAACCAGUCCCAGAGCUCAGCCAAGGGGCCAGAGACCAAGGCCAAGCCUGGCACCAGGGAGGUUUGCAUGGACCCACUUCUCUCUCCUUACCAUGAGCUGCUGCAGGACGAACGCUUCAUCCUGCCCCCAGACAUGCACCGCUACUCCACAGACUCGGACCACCUGCCUGUGCCCUGGGGGCUGCGUAAGGAGCUGGACCUGCAAUUCUUCGGCGAGCACUGUGACAACCCAGACACUAACCCUGAUGUCUCAGCAGCUUUACCACUGCAGCAACGCAUGCAGGCUCACAUCCAUAGACACAGGUUUGAGGUGGAGGCCCUGGACUGGGACGUGGAGGCUGUUCUGUCCGAGAACCGGCAAAGGUUUGGCCCUAAGGGAUCUCUGGAGCUCAACUCAGAGGGCCUCAUCCAGGAGGCCUCGCUGGGUGACCCGCAGAGUGUCUAUCGCAUCCUACGGGAUGGUAAGAUACACCCUGAUGUUGGCGAUGCACGAGGACACACAGCACUCAUUGCAGCUACGGUCAACUGCCAUAAUGAUGUGAUCCACCUGCUCCUGGACAGCGGAGCAGAUGUGAACAAGCUCAACUGUGAGUGCAUGUCUGCUCUGGCUGUUUGUAAUGUCCUGUACUACCCAAUCCAGUCACUCCAUGAGACAGUUGCAGAGAAGGUCCCACAAAAGACCCACGCAAAAUCACAGGCUGUCAAAGCCCGGUCCCCAUCAGUGAACAGUCCUCAGAGCAGCAUAGUGGAAGCCACCAAAAACAGAGCCCAGACCACCAAACAGGCUGACCAGCCCAAUCAGGCUGACGACACUGCUCCAAAGGGCCACACCAACCAGGCUGAUAACGAGGCUAUGGACCGUGGCCAGUGUAAUGACAGUCAAGUGUCCCUUUACAAUGGCCAGGGUUAUUGUCAGGAAGAGGCUGACCAGGAUGAGGAUGAGCAGUACCUCCAGGAAUGCAGUGACCAGGCUGCCCUGGACCUAGACCGCAUGGACAUGAUGGUGGUGAGGGAAAGGCGCUCCAUCCAGGUGCUGGAUGGGAACAUCCCACUGGGCUGUGUCCCCUGGCAUGAGGGUGGUGGCUCUUAUGAUCUGACCCAGCAGCAGGAGGAGGGAGAGGCCGGGUCAGAGGAGGACCGGAGGAGGAGGGAGAGGAGAGGCAGCCUUAUGGCUGACCCAGCGUUUGACUCGACCCGCUCCCUGGCCAGCUUCCACAUCCAUGUCACAGAGGAGGUCAUGCAGAAGACGGCCGAGGCCUUAAGCCGAUCGGGCCUGGUACCACAUGCUGACACCCAGGAGACCGUCCGCAAGAUGGCCCUCAUGAAGACAGAGCACAGGGGAAGGUGGACCACCAUGAAGCUGCUACUGGACAGGGGAGCAGACCCUAACGCCUCCAGUGUGCCCAUGCCUGUCCUCUUCCUGGCCAUCAAGGCAGGCCACAUCCAAGCUGUCAGGCGUCUGCUGGAGUGUGGAGCACGCACUGAUAUGUGCCUGCCUUUAGAACAAAGGGGUUUCUACCCCCUGCACAUCGCUGCAGCUCUCCCCGGGGCAGAGGGCCCCAAAAUCACUGAGCUGCUGCUGCACGCCGUGGCAGACCCAGAUGUCACUGCCCAAGACGCUCACGAGGUGUUUAAGCUGGACAAGAACCCUGUGGAGCCCCAGGCUGGUUUUGGGAAUAAGUCUUCCACGUCGUCCGGCCCCCCGUCUCAGUUCUACAUGGCCCCCAGUGUUCCCCCAGAAGAGGGGGGCAGGACUCCUCUGCACAUGGCCUGCCAGAGAGACAAGGACUACACUAAUGCUAGGGAGGUUGUGUCACUGCUCCUCUCCCACAAGGCAAGCACCAAUCUCCUGUGGAGUGGCCACUCUCCCCUCUCUCUAGCUAUCGCUAGCGGCAACGACUUGGCUGUUGAUGAGCUGUUGGCUGGGGGUGCUGACCCCAACCUCCCCCUGACCCGCCGGGUGGGCAGUGCCCUCUGUGCCAUGACCAAUAUCAGCUACGACUGUGCGGCUCACCUCCGCAACAGAACCAAGCUGCUGGAGAAACUGAUGAAGGCUGGUGCCAACAUACUGAUGCCAGUGGUGGUUGGUGAGGGCCGCAGGUGUGCUGUGGGCACCGCUGUGGACUACGCCCACUAUGCAUUUCACCAGGACUGGCGCAUCGCCCACACCCCGUACCAUGCCCUGAACCAGAGGGAGAGAGAGGCAUACAAUGCCCGCAGACAGAUCCUCAGCGUGAUGGGAGACCUGCUGCGUCAGGCAGUCAUCAGGAUGGAGAGACAACGUGUAGAGAGGGAGCAGGGCCUGGGCAUCAGCAGUGUUAGUCCCACAGAGAAGUUUGUGUACACUGGAGCAGGAGCCACUCCUCCCUGUAACAAGGCAGCCAGAGCAAUUCUCUCUGAGGAGCAGGACAGCACAGACUCUCUCCCUCAGCAGAUAGAACAGCAGCAGAGGGCAGAGCAGAGACGGGGAAGUAAGGCAGUGAUUGUCAGGAAGCCCCUGUUUAAAUACUGCUACCAGUGUGGCCGUUCUGUGGGUGUGGUCCUGAUCGCCUGCAGCCGCUGUCACGAGGUGUUCUACUGUAGCAAGACGUGCAAGAUGAAGGCCUGGAACGACCGCCACAAGGAUGAGUGUGUCCGUGUACCAGCUAAGCCCAAAGACCCAAACAGCUCUAUGAGGAAGGCCAAAAGCAGCGAGGGCUCUCAGGAUCCAGCCACUCGGAGACGAUAUUUAGGAGCCGGGGCCAAAACCAAGACGGGCCAGCUCAACCUGGCCCAGAAACUCUCAGAGAGCCACUAUGGAAACCUGAAAGAGAACUACAGUUUCAUCUGACAGCUACACAUAGACUGAUUCUGUUAUAUUAAAGUACUUUGGGAAUGGAAUAUAUUCUCUAGAAAGAUGAAUGGAGGAGUGUGGUGAGUGGUGACUUGGUUUCAUGUGAAACUAUGCCAGAUGACUUGACAGACAUGAUAAUGUGCAGUAAGAUCAAAUGUGUAAUCAUUGGACAGCAUCCCAGUACCUUUGACUCUUGACUCUGUUACCAGAAGAAGCCAUUAGAAAUAACAGUCAGUCUCAGUCGGACAUCUUUAAAAUGUCAUCACGUUUAUAAUAGCUGACAAUUCAUGGGGGAAAACAACGACACAAUGCCGACAUAUUUUCACCUUGGCAUUGUUGCUCAAUCACAAGAA